AAGUCAAGUUGCCAUAUGUGGGAGAACCCAUUGCUCCAACUUGGAAGAGUGAGUGUGAUAUUACUUGGUCUUAUCGUUGUUCAUACACAUCAUCAAAAAGGCAGCCGCGUCAAUUUGACAAAGCCCUACAUAGUCUCCCUGUUAAUUCAAGAACUCUCCCCACUCCUUCCUUACCCAACCCCGCCUUUCCCACUCCCAAUUCGCUACGCUCUCCCGGUCUCCCCUAUAUAUAGAUAUAUACCCCCAUUACUGUCUACAAUCCUCACACAGUCUCCUUCUCGUCUUCAAACGUUCAUCGGCCAAGCGCUUUCCAAGUGCUCGAUCAAUUGUCUCAACCAGCUGCAACAACUUGUCUGGUCUCUUCUCUUUCAAGGCUUUAUUCCGAUGGCAGAGAAACAGCCACACUUAAACGGUGCGUUUUACGGCCCAGCCAUCCCCCCCUCAGAACACUCCCACCGCCCUGGACGUCGCUCUAGAUCCGGCUGCUGCUGCUGUCUUACCCUCUUCCUCAAAAUCAUAAUUUCGAUCAUCGUCAUUAUUGGCAUUGCAAUCUUCAUAUUCUGGCUCGUAGUCCUCCCACGUAGGGUCAAGUUCCACCUGAGUGACAUCAGACUCAAGGAAUUCAACUACACCAACACAAACUCAAUGUACCCCUACGAUCUUACAAGGAACACCUCAAACUCAAUGCAGCGCUACGACCUUGCGGUGAACAUCACAAUUCGCAACCCCAAUAGAAGGAUUAAAAUCUAUUACGAUGCGAUCGAGGCCAGAGCUGUUUACAAUAACAAGAUUGUUGGAAGCAAAUUCAUGCCAAAAUUCUUGCAAGGGCACAGGAGUACUAAUGUGUUGAACGCCCAUUAUAAAGGCAACAGGACGACGAUUAUGAGUCCUCCUGAUGUGGAAUUUUAUGAUAAGGAGAAGGCAAAUGGGGUUUACAGUUUUGAUUUGGAUUUGUACAUGAGGGUUAGGCUCAGAUUUGGAGACAUCGUUACAGGUUCCUUUAAGCCUGUCGUUAAGUGCGAUUUUAAGGUUAAUUCUGGUGAUGGAAGAUUGGUUGGUGGGGAUGAGACGGUCAAGUGCAAGAUUGCUUCUUUAAUUUGAUUAUUUCUGAUCAAUUCUUCUUUGAUCAAGUCUUGUGCUUUUCUUCUUUUGUUUUGACCAUUUGUUCAGAAUUCAGAUAUUGUCAUUCUUUUGUUUUUGUGUUUUUUUUUUCCCUGUUAUUUUUUAAUGUGAAUAAAAUUUCUCAUGUACCUGGAUUUUCUUAGUCACACUAUUCA
This is a messenger RNA of Tripterygium wilfordii, 1277 nucleotides long. RefSeq names its product NDR1/HIN1-like protein 10. NCBI's taxonomy places the organism in Eukaryota, Viridiplantae, Streptophyta, Magnoliopsida, Celastrales, Celastraceae. The coding region runs from base 16 to 1101 and encodes 361 amino acids. The record is from RefSeq and is a predicted model, not a curated record. The transcript has a single exon. Gene Ontology annotation, cellular component: plasma membrane.